Molecule: messenger RNA, 1159 nt
Organism: Bactrocera oleae (olive fruit fly)
Lineage: Eukaryota; Metazoa; Arthropoda; Insecta; Diptera; Tephritidae
Gene: mIF3
Product: mitochondrial translation initiation factor 3
Biological process (GO): mitochondrial translational initiation; ribosome disassembly
Cellular component (GO): mitochondrion
Molecular function (GO): translation initiation factor activity; ribosome binding
Source: RefSeq, a predicted model, not a curated record
AUCAUGCGAACCGCUUUGACAGCUGUUAGUAGAAAGAAAUUAAAAAACCAUAACAAAAGUGAAAAUCAAAAAAUCUAUCGCGAAUUUCUCGCAUCAAAAUAUUAAUAAAAACUUAAAAAAUGAAUCGGCUUUUACAGAGAUCAACAAGAACCUUACUCUAUUCAUUUGUGCACCAAAAUGUGCAGUUAUCAGCUUGUGUGCGUACUAAAAAGACAGGUGCCACAAGCGCACCGUCGUCUACAACACCUGCCAGUGGUGCAGGAAUUACGCAGCAACAAAGUACAAAUCCUUUAUCCAAAAUAACACUUGUACAGCCCAAUCAAACUAUGACGGUGACAACAUUUAAGGAGGCGCAAAAAUUGGCCAAACGUCGUGAGCUGCAUUUGGUUAAGCAACAGGAUUUCGAUACAAAGACGCAACGCGCUGUUUACAAACUAGUUACGGCUGCCGAAAUGCUCUCUGAGGACCUGGACGAAAGCGCAGUAGAUAAGAAGAGCAGCACCGAGAAAAAAUCUGAAAAAUCGCUCACACUUGGUUCGCGCAUAACCGAACAUGAUUUGGGGUCACGCUUGAAACACAUAUCUAAAUGGUUGGCGAAAAAUCACGAAGUUUGCGUACUCAUACAAGGUAGCCCUAAUGAUAUUGGUAAAUGCGAACGUAUACUAAAAACUAUUGAACAAAGCGUUGCGGAACCCGAAAUUAUCGGACGCAUUGUGCAGAAACGCAUCAAGGGUUCACAUAUCAAAUUUAAUAUUUUACCCGUACCGAAGCAAACAGGUGAAACAGUGACGCAAUCAUGACAAGUAAUGCCCGUGCUUCGGAGCCAAACAUUGACCGGUGCACGGUACUACUCCACGCAGCUACUUACGCAGCGUGCAGCGCAAACAACGCUAGACGUUACUAAUACUAAAAGUCUUAGUUCCUCGUUUAGUGAUGAAAACAAAAAGCCAGUUAUUGUGUUCGGCAUUUUCACGGUUAUGCUACUAGUUUCAAAAUAUUUAUAUUGGUUCAAACUGAAGAAGGCCAGAGAAGCGGAGAGAUAGCUCGAUGCUCGCAUAAUUUUAUAUAGAAAAGAUUAUUAUGUUUAACCUCAAAAUUUUAAAUUGAAUUAAGUUCAAGUCAAGUAAAAGUAAUAUAGGCAUAUGCAUAUGCUAUAUAA